ACGGACAGGAACCGGCUCCCUCUCCAUGGAGUCACCGUGUCCGUGUGCAGUGGGAAGAAGCAUCUCAUCUCUCCCACCGGAAACCCUCUUCCUCUUCCUCUCAGCUUCUCCGGAAACCUAUUUCUCAUAACAAAGAAUUUUCGCUCAAGCUUCUUCUCUGCUCAAGAAGAUCCAGUUUUCGAGGUAACAUACUUAUCUGAUUGCGUUCAUUCAAAUUUACUUUCACGGCAACUAAAAUUUCUUCCAUCUUCUUCUUCUUCAGAGCAAAUUACCGCUGCCGCUUCCUCAUCUUUCCUUAUUUUCUCGGGCAAGACACAGAGAUAGAGGAUAAUAACGUUUCCUUAGCGGAUUUUCUUCUCCGAUAGUAGCAAUUUCUCCCCAAAUCGAAAGGAGCCUACCAACCGUAGAGACGAGAGCUAUUUUCUUUUGGAUGACCGAAGUGGAGUUCUGAAAUUAUUGGUGUUGAAUUUUCCGAAUAGAGCGAAAAUGGCGGAAAAUUCGUCCUCAUCCCCGAAACCAAUGCAAUCAGGGAACCAAGUUAUGGAGGCGUCGAACACGCAGUUACAAACGGUCGCUGCGGCGACCGGGGCGGCUAUGCCCUCGCCGUCAAAUUCAAUUUCCCACUCGCCUUCCGUUGACCUUCCGCAAAUCCCCAUGACUCCUUCACAACAACAGCCACAGAUGCUUCAGCAACAACAGCAGCAGCAGAGUAGUAAUAGCAACAACAAUAACAAUUGUAGCAGUAACAACAAUAAUAUGAUGGCGGCUGCCAUGGCGUCUAAUUUUCAGAUGCAGCAAAGCUUGCAGAGAUCGCCCUCAAUGUCGAGGUUGAGUCAAGUACAGCAACAACAGCAGCAGCAGUUUGGUAUGACAAGACAGCAAAUGGCUGCUGGGCUUUACGGGCAGAUGAAUUUUGGUGGUGGCGGGGUUGGUGUACCUCAGCAACAGCAGCAGCAGCAGCAACCACAACAGCAGCAGCAGAAUCCCCAACAGCAACAAAUGGGGCAGAUGGUUGGCGGUGGGAAUUUAUCUAGAUCAGCAUUGAUAGGACAGACCGGGCAACUCUCCAUGUUACCUGGACAAAAUGUCAUGGCUGCUGCGACUGCUCAGUUUAAUUUGCAGUCUCAAUUUUUGUCUGCGCCUCGGCCGAAGACUGGUUUGGUGCAGAGCUCCCAUGGGCAGCCAUUGCAGGGAAUUCAGGCAAUGGGGAUGAUGGGAUCUCUAAAUUUGAGCUCUCAACUUAGAGCCAAUGGAUCCCUUUAUGCCCAGCAAAGGCACCUGAGGCAGCAAGUGUCUCAGCAAACUCCGCUCACCUCCAAUCAGACAUUACAGGCACAGAACCUUCAAAGGACGUCAUUUAUGAAUUCUCAGUUAUCUGGAUUGACUCCAAAUGUUCAAUCAGCUAUGAUACAGAACACUUUAGCUCAGCAGCAGUGGUUAAAGCAAAUGCCUACAUUAUCUUCUUCACCAAAUUCCCCUUCAUUCCGUCUUCAGCAGCAGAGGCAAUUACUUAUUCAACAGCAAUUAGCUUCAAAUCAACAGUUGCAACAAAAUUCAAUGGCUUUGAACCAACAACAGUUAUCCCAAAUUGUACAGCAGCAACAAAUGGGGCAUCCCCAGAUGCAGCAGCAGCAGCAGCAGGCACCACCAGCACCAAUGCAGCAACAGUCGCAGCCAGCAGACCAGCAGCAACAACAGCCUGGACAGCAGCUUUUGCAUCAACAGCAGCAGUCUUCUCCGCAUAUGGCUGCCCCCACUUGCCAAAAAUCAAUGAGUUUAACUGGAUCACAACCAGAUGCUACUGCAUCUGGAGCCACUACUCCUGGGGGAAGCUCAAGCCAGGGAACUGAAGCAAGCAACCAACUUCUUGGGAAGAGAAAAAUACAGGAUCUAGUUUCACAGGUGGAUUCUCUGGGUAAGCUUGAUCCUGAUGUUGAAGAUCUUCUUUUAGAGAUGGCUGAUGACUUCAUUGAUUCAGUUACUACAUUCGCUUGCAAUUUGGCGAAGCAUAGAAAAUCAUCAACCCUGGAAUCAAAGGAUGUAUUGUUGCAUCUAGAAAAGAACUGGCACUUGACAAUUCCAGGCUUCUCAAGUGAGGAGAGGAAACAGCAAUCAGAGCAUCCAUCAAGUGAUAUCCACAAAAAGCGCUUGGAUAUGAUACGCUCAUUGAUGGAAGCUUCACAUGCUGAAACAAGCACAAGUGCAAAUAAUGCUAAGCAGAUGGUUAGACAGGGGAUGGGUGACCAUAUUGGUCAAAACCCCAUGAUAAGAGCUCCAAAUUCGGAGCAGCUGGUUUCACAGGCUAAUGCUUCUAAGAUGUUGCAACAACUGACAAGGUUUUGAUGCACAUCUUUAUUGGACUCCCUAUUGAGGAACUUGUAGCUCCUUUGUCUAAUUGUCUUGAAUGGAUGAUUCACCUACAAAAUUUUUCAACAUCAUACCUCUAAUCCAUGUUACAGGUUAUAGUCACAAAAGCAGAAAUUCUUCAGCUGACCAAAGUGCUAGCAAGUUGGAACACUUGAAGCAUGUUUGUGAAGUCCUUGUGUUAUCAAGUGGUGGCAAAUUUCUCAGUUUCUGUAAGUUAACAUGUCUUCUGCAGAAUGUAAAAUUUUGGUCAGUUAUAUAUAUAUAUA
Molecule: messenger RNA, 2633 nt
Organism: Ipomoea nil (Japanese morning glory)
Lineage: Eukaryota; Viridiplantae; Streptophyta; Magnoliopsida; Solanales; Convolvulaceae
Product: transcription initiation factor TFIID subunit 12b-like
Exons: 9
Coding region: 487-2343 (618 amino acids)
Biological process (GO): DNA-templated transcription initiation; RNA polymerase II preinitiation complex assembly
Cellular component (GO): SAGA complex; SLIK (SAGA-like) complex; transcription factor TFIID complex
Molecular function (GO): DNA binding; TBP-class protein binding; protein heterodimerization activity
Source: RefSeq, a predicted model, not a curated record